CGUCCUUCUCCAUUCCUCCCUUUCAGCCCACCACCAAUUCAUCCCCUCCCUUUUCUUCCCACAGCCAUUCCUGAUCUCAUCCGUCCGCUGGCUCUCGGUCAGGAUUAUAUUCUAUUCUCCGAGGCCUGCACCGGUUCCAGCAGCUGAGUGAGCUGCUUUGCCGGGCCAGAGACAGCUCUUCAGUUCAGGUUGCCCCACCAGUAAUGGCCCUGCAGCUGAGCAGCGCCUGUUGUACUUGUUUCAGUGGGAUUUGCCACGGGAGGAGAGUGAGGGCCCGCAGGAUAAGGGCGGUCGCCUCCGAGGAUUUUGCCACUCUGAAGGCAGAGGAGGAGAAGGUGAAGCUGGGUGGGUCUGAGCUGAAGGUCACGAGGCUUGGGGUUGGAGCUUGGUCUUGGGGUGACACCAGCUACUGGAAUAACUUCGAAUGGGAUGAUAGGAAGAUGAAAGCUGCUAAGGCUGCUUUUGAUACCAGUGUCGACAAUGGCAUAACCUUCUUUGAUACUGCUGAGGUGUAUGGCUCUCGGCUCUCAUUUGGUGCCAUAAACUCGGAAACUCUACUCGGAAGAUUCAUCAGGGAGAAGAAAGAAAAAGACCCACAAGUAGAGAUUGCUACUGCAACAAAGUUUGCGGCCUUGCCAUGGAGACUGGGGCGACAAAGCGUCGUAGCUGCCCUUAAAGAUUCUCUCUGCCGUCUCGGACUUUCUUCAGUGGAACUCUACCAACUACACUGGCCUGGAAUCUGGGGAAAUGAAGCGGGACCUCGUGUUUCAGGGUACAUUGAUGGCCUUGGAGAUGCUGUUGAGCAGGGUCUUGUGAAAGCUGUGGGCGUUUCAAACUAUAGCGAAAGGAGACUCCGGGAUGCUUAUGAGAGGCUGAAGAAGAGAGGAAUUCCCCUGGCUUCGAACCAAGUGAAUUACAGUCUCAUAUACAGGCUACCGGAGGAAAAUGGUGUAAAGGCUACUUGUGACGAGCUCGGGAUCACUCUGAUUGCAUAUUCACCUAUUGCUCAAGGUGCUUUAACGGGAAAGUAUACACCAGAAAAUCUGCCAACUGGGCCUCGAGGCAGGAUAUACACGCCCGAGUUCUUGAUCAAGCUCCAACCUCUUCUGAACAGAAUCUCCGAGAUCGGAGAGAAGUACGGUAAAACCAAAACUCAGGUUGUCCUGAACUGGCUCAUAGCGCAGGACAACGUGGUGCCAAUCCCAGGUGCCAAGAAUGCAGAACAGGCCAAGGAGUUUGCAGGUGCCCUUGGAUGGAGACUCGAAAGCGAGGAGGUCCAAGAGCUGAGAUCGCUUGCAUCAGAUAUAAAGCCCGUUAUUGGGUUUCCGGUCGAGAACUUGUAAAUUUUGUUCAAAGGAGUUGGAAACCUUUCUCCACCGGUAAUGCUCUGGUUUUCGGACUAUAAACACAAAGAAUUAGGGAAAUGCUCUCUGCAAUUACACAGUAGACAGCAGAAACACUAGGCCGUAUUAAUAAUUUCAUGUUAUUAUAGACUCGUCCAAGGAAAAUUAAUACCAUAGACACCUUUACGAAUAUGCAAAGUUAUAGGUAUGUCUUGGGCAUCGACUGACCUUCUCGGGCCGUUUGUGAGGACUAGAUCACGAGAAAAGUUGAGCAUCUUUGUAAAGAUCAUUCCAUGUACAGAAAUUUCACUCCUUCCAUGGAAUCUUAUGAUGCUGAGUCGUCAUUUUCGAGCCGAA
Molecule: messenger RNA, 1700 nt
Organism: Punica granatum (pomegranate)
Lineage: Eukaryota; Viridiplantae; Streptophyta; Magnoliopsida; Myrtales; Lythraceae
Source: RefSeq, a predicted model, not a curated record